AUGGCAAAGUGUGCUAAGUGCAGCAAGGUAAUUACAAAAAAAUUUGCCGGACUGCAGUGUGGCAGGUGCAAUAAAUGGUGGCAUGCAAGCUGUGCAUCGUUAACUACCGAGCAAUUAGGCGCCCUAACCGCUGUGGAGUCCGCAGAUUGGAAGUGCAAGCCUUGCUCUAAUCAAACCAAUCAAAGACGAAUCUCAGCCAUCCUCCCAGAUGAAGAGGAUGAAAAUACUGACUCUGAGAUAGCAGGGCUAGCAAACCAUGGCAGUAUGAUGCAGGAAAUACGGCGCCAAAUCAGAGAAACCAUACAGGAAGAAAUGAAAAGAAGUCUCCAGUUUUUCUCUGACAAAUUCGACGAAUUUCAGGAGGCAAUCAAUAGCUAUGAAGAAAAAAUCAAAAUAAUAGAUAGACAAUACAAAGAUUUAAACAACAAAUAUACCCACAUUAAAAAUAAAUCAGAAUUUAUGGAACAAAAAAUAAACGCAAUAGAUAGAUUAGAAAUGGAAGCAGAAAGCGUUAUCAAAGUGUACAGAAAGCAAAACAAAUCUACCGACGGUCAGAAGAGGAAUGCAGGAACCCUGGUAAUAACUCUGAAAGAGGAUCAACGGGAUGCAUGGUUGGAAGCAGCAAAAACGAAGGUCAUUACGGAACGAGAUAUCGGAAGAGAGGAGCACAGCGACAACUGCUACUAUCUAUUCCGCGGUAAUAAAUGA
Molecule: messenger RNA, 708 nt
Organism: Arctia plantaginis
Lineage: Eukaryota; Metazoa; Arthropoda; Insecta; Lepidoptera; Erebidae
Source: the annotation of a GenBank genome assembly